Molecule: messenger RNA, 7863 nt
Organism: Colletotrichum siamense
Lineage: Eukaryota; Fungi; Ascomycota; Sordariomycetes; Glomerellales; Glomerellaceae
Gene: alt5-3
Product: Highly reducing polyketide synthase alt5
Exons: 6
Coding region: 1-7863 (2620 amino acids)
Biological process (GO): fatty acid biosynthetic process; secondary metabolite biosynthetic process
Molecular function (GO): oxidoreductase activity; fatty acid synthase activity
Source: RefSeq, a predicted model, not a curated record
AUGCCUGCCACAACCACCCACAAUAGUGCAUCUAGCACCUACGACGAAGACAUUGCCAUUAUCGGUAUUGAUCUCAAGUUUCCUGGUGAUGCCUCGACUCCCGAGGGGUUCCAGAAGCUUUUGCUUGAGGGUCGUUCUGCCCUGAGUGAUAUCGGCAAAGAACGAUACAACAUUGAUGCUUUCUAUCAUCCAGAUCCCGAAAGGGCUGGUGCUAUCAAUAUUCGUAAGGGACACCAUAUCAAGGGUGAUCUUGCAGCUUUUGAUGCCCCCUUCUUCUCUAUUCCGCCUGCGGAAGCGGCGUGCAUGGAUCCUCAGCAGCGAGGGCUGCUGGAAUGUGUUUACCGCGCUCUGGAAAAUGCUGGUAUUCCCAUGAAGAAAGCUGUUGGUUCCGAUACCUCUGUCUACAUUGGGUGCUUCACACGCGAGUACGAUGGAGUCAUUACGCGUGACCCCGAGCUCGAUCUUAGAUACCUGGCAACUGGUACUGGUACUGCCAUGCUGUCCAACCGUCUUAGUUGGUUUUACGACUUUCACGGUGCCAGCAUGACUCUUGAUACUGCUUGCUCGAGCAGUUUGAUGGCUUGUCACUUGGCCUGUAACAGUUUGAAGAUGGGAGAGUCCUCUAUGGCCAUCGUUGGCGGAGCCAAUCUCUUCUACAACCCGGACACCUGUAUUCCCCUCACUAGUCUUGGCUUCCUUUCGCCAGACUCAAAGUGUUAUAGCUUCGAUCACCGCGCCAACGGAUACUCUAGAGGCGAGGGUUUUGGUAUCCUCCUCUUGAAGCGUCUCUCUGAUGCAGUCCGCGACCAAGACACCAUCCGUGCCGUCAUUCGCAGCACUGUUGCCAACCAAGAUGGAAAGUCACCUGGAAUCACUCAACCCACCAAGCAGGCUCAGGUUGACGCUGCCGAGACAGCCUAUCGCCAGGCUGGGCUUGACCCGAGUGUGACACGGUUCUUCGAGGCUCACGGUACCGGAACCCCUGUCGGAGACCCCAUCGAAGCCAGCGCCAUUGCCCAGGUGUUCAGCAAGUAUCGCUCUCCUGAGGAGCCUCUCAUUGUUGGUGCCGUUAAGUCUAACAUUGGUCAUCUUGAGGGCGCUGCUGGCAUUGCCGGUCUCAUCAAGGCUGUCCAAGUCCUUGAGACAGGAGUGAUCCCUCCCAAUAUUUGGUUCGAGAAGGCAAACCCCAAGAUAAUUCCUGAGUGGCAUCUCAAGUUCCCCACAGAAAACACCCUGUGGCCGACUGAUGGUCUCCGACGGGCUUCGAUCAACUCCUUUGGUUACGGUGGAUCCAAUGCCCACGUCAUCAUGGACGAUGCUUUCAACUACCUCAAGGAUCAUGGCUUGAAGGGUCAACAUUGCACUGCCGAGCUUCCGAACAAGAAGCUUUUGGGUGCUCCCAAGGUUGAGAUCUCCGAGCCAAUCGAGGCGAAUGGCCACUCUAACGGCGAGGCCCCUGGCGCGAACGGACAUAACGGCGUGAAGACCGAAGAGUUAGGAGCUACCAACGGCCACAGCACCGGUGCCACCAAGACAAAUGGAGGUCUUGGCCCGAACGCUGCAGACAGAAUUUUCGUACUCUCCUCUGCAGAUGAGAGCGGUAUUGGCCGCCUUGCGGAGACCUACCAGCAGUACCUAUCCUCUAAGAAGGAUCAGAUCGAUGAUGAGGCCAAGUACCUCGAGGAUCUCAGCUUCACUUUAUCGUCUCGGAGAUCUCAACUCGCCCAUAGAGCCAACAUCGUCGCACCUAGCAUCGAUGCCCUCAUCGAGAAGCUUGGCGGCAAGCUGACAGCUAUCAAGGCCGGCACCAAGCCCAAGCUUGCCUUUAUUUUCACUGGACAGGGUGCUCAGUGGUACGCCAUGGGACGUGAACUCCUCGAAGUCCCUUCUUUCAAGGAGAGCCUGGAUUCUGCGUCGGACUACCUCCAUGAGAUUGGGUGUGAGUGGACCUUGACUGAGGAGCUCAUGAAAGACGAGAAGUCUUCCCGCGUCAAUGACGCUGAAUUCAGUCAACCUCUUUGCACUGCCCUGCAGAUUGCCUUGGUUGACCUGCUGACGAGCUACGGUGUCUCUGCCGGUUCAGUUGUUGGUCACUCCUCCGGAGAAAUUGCUGCAGCGUACGCUGUUGGGGCAAUCUCCAAGUCCACCGCGCUGAGACUUGCCUUUCACCGAGGCGCUCUCUCUUCUCAACUGUCCCGUGGUGAGGUUUCUCACACUGGCGGCAUGAUGUCGGUCGGCUUGGGCCAAGCUGAGGCAGAGAGCUACAUUGCUGACAUUGAGCAAUCCAAGACCCAAGUUCUAGUUGUGGCCUGUGUCAACAGUCCCAAGAAUGUCACUAUUAGUGGUAGCGUCGAACUCAUCGAUGCUCUCAAGGAGAAGCUUGACGAGAAUGGUGUCUUCGCCCGCAAGCUCACUGUUCAGAACGCCUACCACUCCCCACUCAUGGAGCCCAUCGCUGCCGAGUACAACCGUGUAAUUGGCAAGAUGAAAGCUGGGGUUUACCUCAAUGACUCGGCUCGCCCAACCUUCUACUCCUCCCUUGAGGGCAAGGCUAUUGACAUCAGCGCCCUUAGAAGCCAUGGAUAUUGGGUUAAGAACCUGCUCUCCCCGGUGCUCUUCUCCCAGGCUCUGUCUGCUCUGGUCAAUGACUCCAAUAAAAAGACCAAGAAACUUGGAGCCAAGUACAAGGGCACACCCAUUACCGAGCUUGUGGAGAUUGGUCCCCAUGCGGCACUCAAGGGUCCUGUCAGAGAGAUCCUAGCUCAGCUCUCGAACACCUCUUCUGUGGCUUAUGAGUCAGUACUCGUGCGCAAGCAGUCCGCCACAACCACUCUUCUUCAGACUGUCGGUUGGCUAUUCUGCAAGGGCCAUGCCAUCGACUUCAAUGCAGUCAGCGAUGCUCAGCCUAAGCUUCUGGUAGAUCUUCCCAGCUAUCCUUUCAACCACACCAAGACCUUCUGGGCCGAGAGCCGUCUGAGCAAGGGCUACCGCUUCCGGCAGCAUGCUCGUCACGAACUCUUGGGCGCUCCUGUGCCCGACUGGGACAAGUCCAAUGCCAUCUGGAGAAACUGGAUCAGGGUCAACGAGAACCCGUGGGUCAAGGACCAUCGCGUCACCGGUGCGACCUUGUACCCGGCCGCUGGCAUGCUAGUGAUGGCGAUCGAGGCCAGCCUUCAGCUCGCAGCGCCAGAGAGAAAGAUCAAGGGCUUCAGGUUCAAGGAAGUCUCUUUGCACAUGGCCUUGAGGGUGCCUCUCAAUUCCGACGGCGUUGAGACUCACUUCCACAUGCGCCCGUACGUCGAUAGCACGGCUUUAGCUGCAUCCAACUGGAGCGAGUUUGAGCUUCGCAGCUAUGAGAACGAUGGUUGGGUUGAGCACUGCCGUGGCCUCAUCCAGACGGAGUACGAAGUUCCAUACACCCCCGUUGACAACGGCCUUGAAGAUCGUCUCUUUGCCGAGCGCUGUGUGGACACCGUCCGGGAUGCUGAGACGUCUUGUACUGAGGAGGUUCAGAUGAAGCAGCUUUAUGAGAUCCUGCAGACUGUCGGUUUUGACUUCGGACCUACCUUCCAGAAUCUGUCUGAUGUUCGCAUCGAUGCCCAGCGUAACUCAGUUGCCACCGUCACGCCCCCCGAUAUCAAGAGCAAGAUGGCCUACGGUUACAUUCAGCCUCAUCACAUCCACCCCACUACCCUCGAUGGUGUCAUCCAAAGCGUUGUCGUCGCCAUGACCAUGGGUGGUAAGGAGAUGGGAAAGGUGAUGAUUCCUACGUCAUUCAAGGAGCUCUGGCUUUCCGCAGACGGCGCCAAACUCCAGAGCCCGCACAGAGUCCACGCCCACGCCAAGUUCCUUGGUCUUCGCCAGGCUGAGGCGACCUUCACUUCCAUUGAUGCAGCGACUGGAGAGCCUUUGGUUGUUGCUGAGGGUUUUGUGUCUACCGCAAUCGCUCAAAACUCUUCCAACAACGGUUCUGACUCCGGCCGCCAUCUCUGCUUCAACAUUGACUGGAAGCCUGACGUCAGCUUCGUGAACCAGGAGAUCGCCACCCGCACUUUCCUUGCUGACGAGGAGCUUCUCAAGUUCGACCCAUCUGAGCUUAUCAAGAACCUUGAGACGUUGUGCUUCUUGUACAUGAAGAGAUACAUGAAGACUGUCACUCCUGAAAUGGAGAAGGAGAUGAAGCCUCACCACCAAAAGUACGUUGACUGGAUGCGCUGGCAGUUCGAGCGGUAUGCCGAUGGCAAGAACUUCCAUCUCGACCCCGAAAUGGACAAGCUUGCAGAGGAUGGCACCUAUCUCAAGGAGCUUGAGGACAAGAUGGAUGGCAAGUCUCCUGAGGCCACCCUUGUUGUUGCCGUCGGUCGGGCCAUGCCGGACGUUCUGGCUGGGAAGCUUGAUCCCCUUCAGGUUCUCUUCGCCGAGAAGCGCGCGGAAAAUGUCUAUCGCGCCGCAACGGGUGCUGCCAUCAGCUAUCAGAGGCUUUCUGCCUAUGUGGAUGCUCUGGCCACUAAGGAGCCUGGUAUGAAGGUUCUUGAAAUUGGUGCUGGCACCGGCGGUAUGACGCAUCCGAUGCUGCAGACCCUCACUCACUACAAGGACCCCAACGCCAGCGGCAUUCGCUUUGCUAGCUACGACUUCACCGACAUCUCCCCUUCAUUCUUUGAGAAAGCCAGAGAAGUGUUCCACUACGCCGUCGACCGCAUGAAUUUCAAGACGCUCAACAUCGAGAACGACCCUGUUGCCCAGGGAUUUGAGCUUGGCAAGUACGACCUCGUCGUUGCUGCAAACGUCUUCCAUGCCACGCAGAGCCUCGAUGUCACUCUAAAGCACGUCCGCAAGUUGAUGAAGCCCGGUGCUCAGCUUCUUCUGUACGAGAUCACCAACAACACCCUCAUGCAAACCGGUUUUGGCUUCGGUCUGCUGCCCGGUUGGUGGCUGUCUGAGGAGAACUACCGCCAAUGGAGUCCCCUUCUCAGCGUGCCUGACUGGUCUGAACACAUGAAGCGGACCGGGUUCACUGGUGUGGAUUUGUCUUUCACAGACUACCAUGACCCCAAAAACCACGUCAGUUCCCUCAUGGUUGCCACUGCAUCCACCGCAGACGCGAAGCCUCGAGCUCAUCCAGAGGUUAUGCUGGUGACUUCCUCUUCCUCGGGAGUUUCUGACUCUGUUGCUGCAAAUCUCGACAGAACCCUCGCUCAGUUGGGUGUUGAAAGUCGCAUCUGCUCGCUCCUCGACCUUCAGGCGGACGACUUCGCUCACAAGGUCUGCAUCUUCCUGGGUGAUCUGCAGGCACACCCAUUCUUGUUGGACAUGGCACCCGAGCAGUUCGACGGCCUGAAGAAGAUGGUGACGUCUGCCAGUGGUCUCUUGUGGUUGGCUGCUGGUGGUGGCCCAUCAUGCAAGACUCCGACCGCGGAGCUAGUGACUGGUUUCUCAAGAACCGUCAGAGCGGAGAAUCCCAAGCUGAAGUUCGUUACCUUGUCGCUUGAAAAUGGCAGAGACGUUGAGAGCAUCUCCAAGUACACCACUCAGCUGUUUGAUGCCAUUUUCCUUUCUGGAGAUGAGUCAGUUGUGGACAACCAGUUCGCAGUGGUUGAUGGAACUAUUCACAUCCCCCGUCUGGUGGAGGCAACUUACAUGGACAAGGCCAUCAACGCCAAGACGAACAAGCCGAGACCUGUUGAAGUAGAGUUCGGCUCCGAUCCCAGCAGAGCUCUGAAAAUGGUCGUCGGAUCGCCUGGUCUUCUUGACACGCUGCAUUUCAUUGACGAUCCGCUAUACGAGCAGCCUCUCGCGGAUGAUCAAGUCGAGUUCAAGGUGAUGGCGAGUGGUCUCAACUUCCUCGACAUCAUGGUCUCGCUCGGUCAGGUGAUUGGCAACCAGAUUGGUAUCGAGGCUUCUGGUAUCGUCACUAGGGCUGGCAAAGACUCUCCUCUCAAGCCUGGCGACAGAGUCGCAGGUAUGCUGAGAGGUUCGGUGAAGACCUACGCCAGGACUCCUUACAAGGCCCUCGCCAAGCUUCCUGAUAACCUCUCCUUCAUCAAUGCGGCCACUCUCCCUGUCGUUUUCGUCACCGCCUACUGCGUGUUGUAUGACAUCGCAAACGUUCAGCCUGGAGAGACCGUCCUCAUUCAUGCGGCAGCCGGCGGUGUUGGCCAGGCCUGCAUUCAGCUUGCCCACCUUCGCGGCGCUGAAGUCUACGCUACUGUGGGAUCCCUCGAUAAGUGCGAGCUUCUCGAGAAGGAAUACGGCAUCCCACGAGACCACAUCUUUUCCAAUCGCGACUUGACAUUUGCGCAGGGUAUUAAGCGCAUGACGAAGGGCAGAGGCGUGGACGUCGUUGUCAAUGCUCUCUCUGGCGCAGCGCUUCGUGCCUCCUGGGACGUCAUUGCUCCCUUCGGUCGCUUUGUUGAAAUCGGGAAAGUCGACAUUUACUCGUCUGCUCGUCUGAAUAUGGAGAAGUUCAAGAACAACGUCCGCUUCGAGUUCUUGGAUGUCAGCUACUUUGGCGAGAACCACGAGGAUUCUUUCAACAGGGUUCUCAGGGCUAUCAUGCAGCUUGUUGCCGAGGGCAAGAUCAGCGAGCUGCGCCCCGUUACAACCUAUCCUCUGUCACGUGUUGAGGAAGCGUUCCGAUACAUGCAAAGUGGUGCCCAUUCCGGCAAGAUCGUGAUUGAACCGCACGAUGACGAUAAAGUUAUGAUUAUGCCGAGCCAGAAGCCAACUUACCACUUCGAUCACAAUGCGUCUUAUGUUAUUUCCGGUGGUCUGGGUGGUCUUGGACGCAGCAUGGCCAGCUGGAUGGUCCGGCGUGGGGCCAAGAAUCUCAUUUUGCUCUCCCGUUUCGGCCCCGUUCGUGAGUCAGGUCAGAAGCUCAUUGCCGAGCUUGAGUCCCAAGGUGUGCGUGUCGUCGCUCCACCUUGCGAUGUGACCAGUAGACAGACUCUCGAGCGCGUUCUUGAGGACUGCCAGAAUAACAUGCCUCCGAUCAAGGGAUGCAUCCAGGGCUCAAUGGUUCUCAAGGACGCCGUUUUUGCGAACAUGACCUUGGAGGACUACGAUACUGCCGUUCGACCCAAGGUGCAUGCAUCUUGGAACCUCCACGAGGUCUUGCCAAAGGACAUGGACUUCUUCAUCCUCCUUUCCUCUGGCUCCGGUAUCGUUGGAAAGGGCGGCCAGGCCAACUACUGUGUCGGCAACGCAUACCAGGAUGCCCUUGCCCGCUACCGCGUCAGCCAUGGCCUCAAAGCUACUGUCCUCGAUCUCGGCAUCAUCCUGUCAGUCGGUUAUGCCGCCGAGAAAAUCGACGUCAUGGGCCACCUCCGUGCCCAGGGCUAUGCUGCUCUGAGAGAAGAAGAGUAUCAUGCUCUUUUGGACGAGAUCUGUAACCCGGCCAACUCAGUUGCUCCUCUCGUUCGAUCCCAGAUCUCGCUGGGCUUCGAGAUCCCCGAGACCCUCCGGUCCAAGGGUAUUGAGUUCCCUGGCUGGAUGCACGAGCCUUUGUUCAAGCAUAUCCACCAGAUUCGCACGAUGGGUGGCAACACCGAGGACAGCAAGGACUCUGUAAACUACAGCAUGUUGCUAGCUGGUGCCGAGACGCUUGAGGCUGCUGAGAACGUCAUUACCAAGGCCAUCGUCCAGAAACUCUCCAGAGCUCUGGGAAUUGACGCUGCCACUAUUGAUUCAUCGCAGCCCCUGCACGCAGACGACAACGAGGACAGCGAUGACGAGGACGAUAACGAGGACGACGAUGAGGGCGACAACGAGGACGAGGACGAGGACGAGGGCGACGACAAGGACGAUGACGAGGACAACAAUAACAAGGACGACAACGAGGACGACGAAGACCUCAUUGACUAG